Molecule: messenger RNA, 696 nt
Organism: Daphnia magna
Lineage: Eukaryota; Metazoa; Arthropoda; Branchiopoda; Diplostraca; Daphniidae
Exons: 3
Coding region: 1-696 (231 amino acids)
Source: RefSeq, a predicted model, not a curated record
AUGAAGGUUAGUUUUGACCAACUUCACACCAUACUGGUGGAAAUUAAAGCUAUCGUGAAUUCGCGGCUCCUUACUUAUGUGUCUGGCGACGCAUAUUCCUACGAAGUUUUGUCUCCACAAAAGUUGCUGACCGGAAGACAACCUGGAGCUGCAUCAGAGUCACCUGACUCAACGAAGAUGAGCCAUGACGACCUCAUCGAGCUGGACAAACAGAGGAGCGAACAUGCCUUGACAUGGUGGAGGCUCUGGCAAGAGUCAUACCUGUCUGAUCUUAAGCGAUUUCACUGUCGCAAGGGAAAGGGCACCAGAAUUCCACGUGUUGGCGAAAUCGUCCUGCUGAAGGAACCUAACAUCAAUCGUGUUUCGUGGCUGACGGCCAUUGUUACAAGAGUGAUCCUUGGAACCGACGGCAAGGUGCGAGCGUUUGUUUUACGACUACGUUCAGAAAUCCAAGCCGAUAUCGACACGCCCGUCGACGAUACUGGAAUCGGCACAGUGGAGAAGACUACGUAUACGAGGAAGAAGAAUCCGCUCAGUAAGAAGAAUUUGGAAUCGCGCAAGGACGCUGGCGAUUCUGGCAGGGAGGUUGUUGCGGAUUGUCAAAGUCCUUCAGAAGAUAGAGUCUCUAAAUUUGGAAGGCCCGCCACCAGGGGCACUGCCAAGCAGAGCCUUCUUGGUGGCCGAUAUCAGCAAUAG